Molecule: messenger RNA, 2502 nt
Organism: Dryobates pubescens (Downy woodpecker)
Lineage: Eukaryota; Metazoa; Chordata; Aves; Piciformes; Picidae
Gene: KCNJ8
Product: potassium inwardly rectifying channel subfamily J member 8
Exons: 3
Coding region: 418-1683 (421 amino acids)
Biological process (GO): regulation of monoatomic ion transmembrane transport; potassium ion import across plasma membrane
Cellular component (GO): plasma membrane
Molecular function (GO): ATP-activated inward rectifier potassium channel activity
Source: RefSeq, a predicted model, not a curated record
CCGCCGCCUAAUCCCAGAAAGGAAGGCGAGCUGCCAAGGGGAAAUGCGACCGCCUGCUCCGCGCAGUCCCCUUGCCUGCCUCCCGCAACUCCAGCGCAGCUGCUUCCUGUGAUGUUUGCGGGGGACUGGAGAGGAGCUUUCGGCAGGGCUCCUGGCUGCGCUGCUACGCUAAAGCAGUCAGAAAUGAGUCUUCGAGGUCUUUCCGCACACCAGCCUUGCUGCUAACCAGAGAAGUCCGAUUCUUCGGGGCUUGAAGGAUGUGAAUAACUUAGUGCUCCGUGUUGCGGUACCCAGCAGGGCACUGCUGUCUCCCGGAGGAACAACCUGAGGAACCAACCUGUCGGUAGAGUGAGCCCUGCAGAGGGACCACACCCCCACCUUUUUGCAUCUUGCUGAGUGGACUAUGGUGGCAGGAAGAUGUUGGCUCGGAAGAGUAUCAUCCCUGAAGAGUAUGUGCUGGCACGGAUCGCUGCCGAGAACCUGCGCAAGCCACGCAUCCGAGACCGGCCGCGCAAAGCCCGCUUCAUCGCCAAGAACGGGGCAUGCAACCUGGCGCACAAGAACAUCCGCGAGCAGGGGCGAUUCCUGCAAGACAUUUUCACCACCUUGGUGGACCUCAAGUGGCGUCACACGCUGGUCAUCUUUACUAUGUCCUUCCUGUGCAGCUGGCUGCUCUUUGCCAUGAUGUGGUGGCUGGUAGCUUUUGCCCAUGGCGACAUGGACCCAAGCACAGAGAGCACUACAAACAGCACCAAGUGGACGCCCUGUGUGACGUGUGUCAGGUCUUUCACCUCUGCUUUCCUCUUCUCCAUUGAAGUUCAGGUGACCAUUGGUUUUGGGGGCAGGAUGAUGACAGAGGAAUGUCCCCUGGCCAUCACAGUCUUGAUCCUGCAGAACAUCGUGGGUCUGAUCAUCAACGCUGUGAUGCUGGGCUGCAUAUUCAUGAAAACUGCGCAGGCCCACCGGCGGGCAGAGACCUUGAUCUUCAGCCGGCAGGCCGUCAUCGCCGUGCGGAACGGCAAGCUCUGCUUUAUGUUUCGAGUGGGAGACCUGAGGAAGAGCAUGAUCAUCAGCGCCUCGGUGAGGAUCCAGGUGGUGAGGAAGACCACCACCCCUGAAGGAGAAGUCAUACCCAUCCACCAAGUAGACAUCCCUGUGGAUAACCCCAUUGAAAGCAACAACAUUUUUCUCGUGGCUCCUCUAAUCAUUUGCCACGUCAUAGACAAGCGGAGUCCUCUUUACGAUAUCUCCGCCGCUGACCUGGCGCUCCAGGACCUGGAGCUCAUCGUGAUCCUUGAAGGAGUUGUGGAAACAACUGGCAUCACCACACAGGCCAGAACCUCCUACGUAGCAGAGGAGAUCCUGUGGGGUCACCGCUUCGUGCCCAUCGUCACGGAAGAGGAAGGCGUGUACGCAGUUGACUACUCCAAGUUUGGCAACACGGUGAAAGUGGCAGCGCCACGCUGUAGCGCUCGGGAGCUGGACGAGAAGCCAUCCAUCCUCAUCCAGACCCUGCAGAAGAGCGAGCUGUCGCACCAGAACUCCCUGCGGAAACGCAACUCCAUGAGGAGGAACAACUCCAUCCGGAGGAGCAACUCCGUGCGGAGAACCAACCCCUCCCUCAUCGUGCCCAAAGUGCAGUUCAUCACGCCCGAGGGGAGUCAAAGUGCCUCAGAAACGUGACAUACAGCUUGGUGGGAGGUGGGUGAGCUUCAGGAGGAGGAGCAGGAACAGGAGGCACCUGUGUGGUUUUGCUAGAAUGCUCUUUCACUUCAGGAAAUGAGCUGCGCAAGAGCUAUUGAUGCUGUUACCGAAAGCACCACCUCAUGGCAUUAGGACACACUUGAGCACGUAGUGUAUGGGUUAAUAAAAAGUGGCACACACACACUGCAGAGAACACAGAUCACUCGUGUAAGAUAAUGUCUACUGAUGCUUGCUUUAACGGCAUGCGAUGUUUUGCCCUAUGUAUUUUUCCUGUCAAGGGUUUCUUGCAUAUCUUCUCCUGCUGGCUGUCACAAAAUGCAUUGGUUUUUUCCUGUGUAGGUUACCCACCUGCAGGCAGAAGUGAGUGCUUUUCCCAAAUUGCUGCAUACAGCAGCUCCCACAGGUUUUUUGUUUGGUUGGGUUUUGAGCAGGAUAUUUGGAUAUCAACCCUUGGGGGUGAAUUCCUUGAUCUCCCAAAAAGGAGCAGCUGUUCAGCCUGGAGAAGAGAAGGCUCUGGGGAGGCUUCAAUACCUGAAGGGGACCUACAGGAAGGCUGGGGAAAGGACUGUUUACAAGGUCUUGUAGCAAUAGGAUGAGGGGCAAUGGUUUGAAACUGGAGCAGGAUAAAUUUAGGUUGGGCGUCAAGAAGAAGUUCUUUACAGUGAGAGUGGUGAAAUACUGGAACAGGCUGCCCAGGGAUGUGGUUGAGGCCCUGUCCCUGGAGACAUUCAAGAUCUGACUGGAUGUGGCCCUGGGCAGCUUGAUGGACUUGGAGGUACCCCUGCUGAGUGCAGGGGG